This is a messenger RNA of Emiliania huxleyi CCMP1516, 1077 nucleotides long. RefSeq lists its product as hypothetical. NCBI's taxonomy places the organism in Eukaryota, Haptophyta, Isochrysidales, Noelaerhabdaceae. Bases 1 to 1077 code for a protein of 358 amino acids. The record is from RefSeq and is a predicted model, not a curated record. The transcript is spliced from 7 exons.
AUGGAGGACCCGUCGCCAGACGACGCAGGGCAGAAGACGGACAUAACUCCUGACGUGAGCGGUGAGCUCGGGCCGCACAGCCCCAUGUCCGUGCCUCGCGCACACCGCUGGGACAUCGUGAAGGCACUCCCGCUUGUCCUCGCCGUCCUCGCCGGCCUCGGCCUGCUUUCGCGACACCGGCACUCUCCGCGAGCGGCCGUGGCUGAUUUGGCGCCGGUGGAGGUGGUGGCCGUGGUGAUAGCCUCCAACGGCUACACCGCAAACUACACCAUCAACACGCUCCUCACGGCGGGCCGGUGGGAGGGUCCUAUCUACGUCGUCGGAGAGCACUGCGAGCGGCGGGUCGCGCCGGGCGAAGCCGACGCCGCGGGCUGUGCGAGCGAGACGUGGCAGCGGCCAGACCUGCUGCCCGCUGGCGCGCCGUCCCGGGCGCUGGGCGCAAAGGCGAUCAAGACGCGCCUCCUCGACGUGGCGGUGGGCGCGAAACGGGUCCUCUACCUCGACUCCGACAUCCUCGUGCAACGCCCACUCGCGACGUCCGCCUUUGGCGCGCUGCUGCGGCGGCGCGACGCGUGGAGCCCGGGCUGCGAGGCGUACUUUGAGCGCGAGCGGACCUUUGUUCGGCAGCGGCGCGCGUUUGCCGCCGGCGAGCCCGCGAAUAAAUGCAAUGGGGUGUUCGUCGUGAGCGGAAUGAAACUGAUGAGCAGGCACGCUCCCGCCACCGGCGUGCCGGCGGCGCGGUACGACUUGCCCUACUGGUGCUCUGGCACCUUUGUGCUCGAUGUGGGGCAGUCGAGGGGGCUCCUCGACACGUGGCGCGAGGAGAUCCUGUCGGGCAAGGAGCGUGUGUCGCUCGAUCAGCACGCGCUGCACCGCGCCGUCGCGCGCGGGCACGCCGUCUGCCCGCUGCCCGACGACACGCGCUACGUCAAGGACCUCGAGGGCGCGCUGCGUGGGCUGCUGCACACGCGCACCCUGCUGCACUUCCAGACCGCAAAGGCGUCCCUGCCAGACUACUGCCUCCUGAGAGUGGGCGAGGAUAACGCAACGCAACGCAAACGUUUCGUGAUCGUGUAA